AUGAAUCGUCUCUUAUGUUUUCUACUCGCUAUUGGAUUUUGCGUAGGAUUGACUAACGCAAAAUUUCAAUGGAAUGAGAAAAACUCAGUAUUCUCUAAGAGUUCCCUUGGUCGAAACAACGUCUUGAAGAUUCAUUGCGUAUCAAACGACGACAAUUUAGGUUUCCAUUUCUUGCGUACCGGAGAAACCUAUGAUUUUAGUUUCCAUGACAGCGUUGUGAGAUCAGAGUUUUAUUGUGACUUAUGGCAAGGGCCUAAUUUCAAGUUUCAUGCAUCGUUUAUGGCAUAUGAAGGUGGUGGUCUCAUAGUUCAUUAUGGUAAAAAGAACUAUUGGGAUGCUAGAGAAGAUGGAAUCUAUUUCACACAUGGCAAAGAAAUCCCUAAAUUAGAGUACAAGUGGAAAUAG
This is a messenger RNA of Capsella rubella, 405 nucleotides long. RefSeq names its product S-protein homolog 9. The record is from RefSeq and is a predicted model, not a curated record. The transcript has a single exon. NCBI's taxonomy places the organism in Eukaryota, Viridiplantae, Streptophyta, Magnoliopsida, Brassicales, Brassicaceae. Bases 1 to 405 code for a protein of 134 amino acids.